Molecule: messenger RNA, 29768 nt
Organism: Limulus polyphemus (Atlantic horseshoe crab)
Lineage: Eukaryota; Metazoa; Arthropoda; Merostomata; Xiphosura; Limulidae
Product: microtubule-actin cross-linking factor 1-like
Exons: 87
Coding region: 956-28789 (9277 amino acids)
Biological process (GO): wound healing; intermediate filament cytoskeleton organization
Cellular component (GO): intermediate filament; membrane; cytoplasm
Molecular function (GO): calcium ion binding; structural molecule activity; microtubule binding
Source: RefSeq, a predicted model, not a curated record
AAUCCUGGGUAUGGUACGGUAGAAGAUAGCGAUGGUCGAACUGUGAAGAUGAAAUUAUACAGACUGAUGAGGAUUAAAGAUUCUUUUCAACGUUAAGAAUGUGAUCAACACUGAUGGUAUGUUGGAAUAGGAUAUCGUUCGCUAUAAAGGAAGGAAACUGACGCAAAAACAUUUAUGUAGGGAUAUGUUAUCACAAGAAGAAACUUUAUUCCAGUAGAUGAAGGGAAAACAGCGCCAUCAACAGGAAUUUCUCAGACAGUUAAGUGUAUGAAGAGGAGAAAAUAUGUACCAAACUCUUUAUUAUUACCAAGCUGUUAACUUUUUAAACUACACACUUACGUAAACAAGUUUCUGAUUCUGUCCUUAACAAAUUGAAAAUCUAGCUGUAUUCGUUCAUGUUGUCUCUCUUCUUGAUAUAUAUGUGUAGUAGACACAGUUAAUUAAAAGCGAUUCUCUGCAUAUUGUGUCAAACUACAUAAAAAGUUGGAAGAAAUUAUUACCGAGUAUGUUUUCUUACCCUAGGUGCGAAUUAAACAACACAAGUCUGUAUAUGUUCUAGAAAAACGUAAACCGUGUUUCGCCGUCACAGUUUCUCUCAGAAAAUUGUGAUAUAUUUCGGUCAAAGUAUAUACCUUGACUUGACUGUAGCUUCUUAGGAUUGAUUACUGCAUGUUAGUAUACAAAAUUGCAACAGUCAUUACACAGGGAUAAACCAGUGAGAAGACAAAAUAUAACGAAGUUAAAACACACCAAAAUCAAAGCUGGAAAUACAUCGGGUUUAUCGAUGUUUAUUAGUCAUUGUAAGUUAAACUUUUUAUGCCUCAUCUAUAUGCAUUGCUCUAUUAAACGUUUUGAUAGCAGGUUCAAGCAACAUAUUUGAGUAUUCUGUGACACAUAUUAACGACAGCCUUACUAGGAAUAUUUGUUGCUAUAAGCCUAACACUUUCAUCACAAUAUGCGUGGGUCGGCUGAGACCCCGUUCCUUAAAAGAGACGACAUGUCUAUAGACCAAACCCGUCCGGCCGGUCUUGGAAAGGAAAGGGCGUCAUACAUAUUUAAAUGGUGGGAAGGGCCACAGCCUGUACUUGUAGCAGCUCUCAAGUGGGAACUCGUCAUUUCAGCUCUCAAAGCUGCGUCUAUUACAUCGAUAGUGUUAGCUCUCGGAAUCACUUUGAUAGGAACAUAUUUGUUCACAAGCAGCGGAACAGCCCGGCCAGUAGAACCCGACUGUACUCUUCUUCAAGCUCCCUUCGCUGGCCGCCAGUUUACCUGCGAGGCCAAGAACCAUUGUCCACUCGAUUGGAUUCCAAGUCUUGCAGCUGUUGUAACUUUAGUGGACGUUUUCUUUGCCGCUUUAUUCGGCGGUUUGUUGGCGCUCAGUAGCUCCAACAUGCAUUCACGUCGUCAACUCAAGGGAUCCCGGCAGCAGCCGGAGCCGGACACUCUUGUUCAGAGCAGUUCUUCCACCUCCUCACAAGAGUUCCGAUCAUCCUUCAGCUCGAGCGAAGUCAGGACCUCACAAACGUCACGGGUCAUCCGUAAAACCACGACUAUGGUACAAGGUGGUGACCAGCAGACUGUCACUACCAACGUGGUGUCACCGGGUCGUACAAUCACAACACAACAUAUGGUCAAGCAGGAAUCGUCGUCGUCUGUAGGUCGCACUGAUCGUACCGACAAAACCCGGAAAGUCCAGGGUCCGAUAAAGAGUUCAACUUCUCGAAAGGUCCUGGCCACAACAACUCCUGGGAACAAACGAAUCACCACGAAAACAGUGGAAAAAAUUGAGAAGAAACAGAAGAUAUCAGAUAUAAUUGGACAGACUGAUGAAACAAUAUCAGCCAGAGAUGCACUCUUAAACUGGGCACAGCGUAUGACUGACCUCUAUCCUGGGGUCACAGUUAUAGAUUUUACAAGCAGUUGGAGAGAUGGUCUUGCUUUUAAUGCCAUAAUUCACAGAAAUAGGCCUGACCUUAUUGAUUGGAGGUCACUGAGGGCAAAUUCUCCUCAUGAGAAUCUGGAAUUAGCAUUUUCAUUAGUGGAGAGAGAAUAUGGAGUAACCAGACUUCUAGAUCCAGAAGAUGUGGACACACUAGAGCCUGAUGAGAAGUCACUUAUCACCUACAUCUCUUCUCUCUAUGAUGUAUUUCCUGAGCCCCCAGCCUACCACCCAUUUGCUGAUAAUGACAAACUUCGGAAGCUAGAAGAAUACAAAGAACUGGCUAGCAUAUUACAUUUGUGGAUGCGAGAAACGAUAAUGAUGCUUCAGGACCGAACUUUUCCUAAUACUCUAGUAGAGAUGAAAGCUUUUCUAGCAGAAUGUAACAGAUUUAGAGUAGAGGACAUCCCACAAAAACUCCAUGACAAACAGAAACUCUCCAGUCUCUACAGAGAUAUACAGAAAAUAUUCAGAGAAACAGGUUCAGUAGAGAUAGAAUCAGAGUUAGAAAUUGACACAAUUGAGAGAAACUGGAAUCGACUUAUGGUGGCUCAUCAAGACAGAGACCAAGCAGUUCAUGAUGAAAUUAACAGAUUAGAGAAGCUUCAGAGACUUGCUGAAAAACUUCACAGAGAAGCCAAACAGUGUGAUGGGAAACUAGAUGAUAUAGAUAAGAGAAUAGCUGAGGAAGAAAAAAGGGUGCAAAGACUUCAUCCCACAGAUGCCAUUUACAUAUGUGAUCAGAUUGAAGCUGAGCUGAAACUCAUAGAAGAGAACAUUCAAACAAUGUUUCAGGAUGUGGGGACACUUCGAGAUGGACGAUACCAUCAGACUCAUGAACUGUACAAGAGGGUGCAGAACAUUCAACAAAGGUGGCUUAAUAUUCGUUUGAGCUUCACAUCCAGAUUAUUGACUCCAUUGUCAUCUCGUACCUUCAAGACUGAAGAACGCCAAGUGACAAAGCAACGACAAGUUGUGUCUGAGAGACGUCUGGUAGAAACAAAUGAUGCAUUCAAGUUUUUACAAGAGUGUUUGGACUGGGUGAAUGGAAAAUUGAAACUCCUUUAUGCUGCAGAAUAUGGUAGUGACCUUCCAAGUGUCAAGUCUUUGUUAGAAAAUCAUCAACUUGAACACCAGUCUAUUGAUCAGUUCCACGUGAACAUUGACCAAUGUGGAACAAGAAAGCAUCAGUUUCAAGGUGAUGAACAAGAGCUAUAUUAUAGACUGUUCAGUAAAUUAGAGAAGAGCUACACAGAACUUAUGGUUAUGUCCAAUAAACGUUUGAUGGACCUGGAGACAUUGUUAGACUUUAUUCAGUCUGCCACAAAUGAGCUGAUGUGGAUGAACAAGAAAGAGGAGACAGAAGUCACUCGAGACUGGAGUUCGAAAACCUUGGAUGUUGUUGAAAUAGAGCAGUACCAAGAAACCCUGACUUCUGACCUGGAAAAGAGGGAAAUUCAGUUCAAUGCAGUUACAGACAGAGGACAAAGCCUGCAGCUACAGAAGCAUCCAGCUACAGAAUGCAUUGAGGCUUACCUUGCAGCAAUGCAGUCCCAAUGGUCUUGGCUUCUCCAACUGACCAUUUGCUUAGAGGAGCACUUGAAGCAUUCCUCUGCAUAUCACCAGUUUUUCAUGGAAGCAAGAGAAUGUGAACAGUGGCUAGGUCGAAUAGAAGAUCGUUUGAAUACGACCUUCAGUCGCAAAACAUUUCCUAUAGAUGAAGGAGAACGACUGUUAAUGCAAAUGUUAGAGCUCAGGGAAGAUAUGAUGCACUAUAAGAACAUUGUUCUUUCUCUUGUUGACCGAAGUAAGGAGAUAGUCCCACUAAAGCAAAGGCGACAGCAUCUUCCGAAACCCCUAAAAGUCACAGCAAUCUGUUCUUACAAGCAGCUAAAUAUGACAGUAUCUAUAAAUGAACACUGUUGGCUUCAUGACAACAGCCAGAAAAUAAAGUGGAAAGUAAUAAAUUCUGCUGGGACUGAAGGUAUGGUCCCCGGGGUUUGUUUUGUGAUCCCACCUCCAAACACUGAAGCAAUAGAUCUGGCACAAAGCUUGAACAAGAAGUUUGACAAUGUCUUAACCCUAUGGUUUAAGAAACACCAUAAACUAAGGCAAAACAUGAUUUUCUCGACAGUAAGGGUCAUCAAAUCUUGGGACUUCACAACAUUCCGCAGCAUGGAACCAGCUCAGAGAGAGUCCAUUCAAAGAGCCUUAAAAGAAGAUGGACAGAAACUUGUGGAUGAAGGAGACACCAAUGAUCCAGACCUCAAACGUUUGCAGGAAGAGAUCAACAUCUGUAACAAAUUGUUCCAAGAUUUCCUCAAGAGAUUGAAGGGUGAUGAAGUGGACAGAACCUCGGGUAGCAGGUUUACUGACCUAAUAAGCUCACUACAAAAUUCAUUGAAUGAAAAAGAAAAGAUUCUUCAGAACCGAUCACAAGAACCAAUUCCCCGUGACCUAGAUACCUUGGAGACCCAAGUGAUGGACCACAAAGGAUUUGAAACAGAUUUAAAAUCACUAGAGCCACAAAUAGAAGAGAUGAAGGACCAGUUUCAAUCUAUGGCCAAAAAAUCACCUGUUUUACAAAAUCGCCAUGAUACAGUGAUAGAAAUCUGGGAAAGAACUUGGACUCUCUCGCAUCUUUACAUUGAGAGGUUGAAAUCUGUGGAAAUCAUACUGACUGUUCUAGACGAAGCCACAAAUGUUGUGACCCAGAUGGAGAUCCAAUUGGUAAACUAUGAAAACCUCUCAGCAGACAGGACAAGUCUUAGUAAGACACAUGAGCAACUUAUGAAACUUCAAGGGCAGAUACAACAGGGGCAGAAUGUAAUUGAUCAACUAAAUAAUGACUUGACCAAUGUCCAACGAUUGACCGAGUGCACUCGUCCGAAACAAGUAAAACACCCAGAUAUUAAGAAACUGGAAGAUGAUGUGAAGAAGAUCACUAAACGAUGGGAUAAUGGAUGCUCUCAAGUUGUGGAAAGGCUACGAAGUUGUGAAGCAGCUUCUGAACUUAUCAGAACAUAUCGAACGAAACUUGACAAAGAUGAACAACCAUGGAUGAACCAGAUGCUUACUCAAGUUAAAAAACUUAAACCAGUUAAUUCAAUGACUCCCCAGGAAGCUGAGAAACAGGUUCAAGAUAUUGUGGAACUUUAUAACUCUGUAUCACAAAGAAAAUCCUCCAUUGAACAUACUAACACCCUGGGAGGAAGGUAUGUUCGAGAAGCCAAGAUAUAUGAUUUGAGACUAAAACAUUACAGAGAAAGCCUGGAAGAGGUUCAUCCAAGUUUGGAUGCCAGUAUUCCUAAGAAGGCAAAAGUAGUAGUGGGUGCUGAUGUUAUUAGCCAAGAACUUGAUGUCUUAAACAAGCAGUACAGUGAUUUGGUAGACAAAAUCCUACAGUACUUAAAUGAGUUAAGGGAGUAUCUAUCAGGACAAAAGGACUACAAGUGUUCCAUCACCAUCAGUCGUGCUGUUCCCAUCACUCCUCGUUCCUUCCGCUCUGAACUGAUCAUGGACCAGGCUUCUGUACAGGAACCAAUGGACAUGGAUGACAGAUAUUACUCUGUCCAGGAAGGCUACACUACACUUACAUACACAACACAGGAUAAAGUUAUUCCUGAGCAUGGUACAGAAACUCGAAAAUAUUUCACCACGGUAACAGAACCUACCACAGUUUCAAAGCGACAAGAAACUACACGAAAGCCAAGUGAAGAUUUAUCCUCUCCACAGAAAAGAUUAGCUGGCACAUCCAUGACAAUUAAAGAAGUCAGAAGUACAAGACGGUUAGAAAAAACUGACCAGGUACCAAGUUUUGAAUAUGUAACAGCUGUCAGAGGUAUUGCAAAUCCUAAAACAGGAGAGUUACUGACAAUGACUGAAGCCAUUAAAUUAGGUAUACUGAAUAUUAAUACUGGUCAAUAUACAGACCUUCGGACAGACAAGCGCAUGAACCUACAAGAUGCGGUUUCUAAAGGAUUGAUUGAUGGAGACUUUGUAAAUCGUAUUACAGAAGUUUGUGGUAUUAUUGAUGUGAAAACAGGUAUAGAGUUGACACUAAUUGAAGCCAUCCAGAAGGGAUUAUUUGACCCUGAUAAAGGAACAUUUAUUGAUCCAAAGCAAAGAAUACCUAUAACAAUUGAUGAAGCUAUUCAUUGUGGAAUUGUCAGAGAAGACAAAGUACAGACAUUGAUUGAAAUGAAAAUUGUCAAGAUUUCUAAAUUGACUAUAACAGAAGCUGUACAGAAGGGAUUACUGGACCCACAAACAGGACAAUUCAGAGACCCUAAGACACACCAGUUAAUUUCUUUGAAGGAGGCUUUUGAAAGAGGAUUUCUAGAAGUUGAAGUUUCUGCAUAUAGUGAGGGAGGUAUUCCAUUGGCAGAAGCCAUAGAUAGAGGUAUGGUGAAUGAUAAGGCAGGACAGAUAGUAGACAAAGACUCGGGAGAAAGAUUUACAAUUGAUGAGGCUAUCAACCGAGGUAUUAUUCGACGUGAUGUCCGUGAAGUGGUUAACACACAAUCUGAGGAAAUCUUGAGUGUCCCCCAGUCCCUUUCUCAAAAUGUAAUUAAUGCUCAGAGUGGAAGAUACAUCAACAAGGCCACCCAGGAAUGUCUUACUUUUCAGCAAGCCUAUGAUAAACAAUUCAUAUUGAGACCAUUAACAUUGAAAGAUGCUUAUGAACUAGAUCUGUUAGAUGAGACAGGAAGAGUGACAAAUCCAGUCAGUAAGCAAAAACUAACAAUAAUUGAUGCAAUUGCAAAGGGAAUAUUAAAUAUCGAAGUCAAGUCAAUCAUCCAUCCAGAUAAUGAGGAGUUACUUACAUUACCAGAAGCUUUAGAAAAGGGUGUUCUUACGCCACAUGGACAAUUUGUUGACUCUAAAGGAGAGCUCAUCAGUCUUAGCCAAGCUGUUAACAAAGGUCUCAUUACAUCAGUUUGUCACAAAAUGAUAUUUGACAUUGAAGGCAUCAAGAACCCUGUUACAGGUGACAACAUAAGUUUUAAUAAUGCGGUAAGCAAAGGUUUCAUUGACUUAAAAACUGGAAAAUUCAGAGAUACCACGAAAGGAGGAAUUAUGACAUUUGAUGAAGCAACCACCAGAAAGUUUAUUCAGCCUCAAAUUACAGAAAUGAUGAAUAAAAAAAUUGGAGUAAAAGAUGAUAAAGGAAAGGAAUUGACUAUUCUUGAAGCUGUUUUUAAAGGUUUGCUAGAUGCUAAAACAGGACAAGUAAGAGAGCCAAGAACAAAGAAGCCACUUCCAUUAAAAGAGGCUAUAGAGAAAAAUAUAAUAACACCAGAGGGAGCAGCCAUUUUAAAGAGUUUGCUUAAUAUUACUGUAACAUUGGCAACAGUCACCAAAACGAUAACACGAUAUGUUACGGUAACCAGUCAAGGAGUGACUUCAGAUGUUAAAAUCACCUUCCAAGAUGCUAUGAGGAGAGGAUUGAUUGAUGAAACCCAUGGAACCUUCAAAGAACCUAAUACAGGAGAAAUAAUGCCCUUAGAAGAAGCCAUCAAUAGAGGAAUUUUAGGACUUACUUCUGAAUGGCCAACUGAAACACCUCAAGAAAUACCUGGGUACCCAACUGAACCAUACACUACAGGAUUUCAUAGGACUACUAUAACACAUAGAGAGAACAUCUCUCCUCUUCCUGAAAAAGAAUUACUACCAACUGUUUCAAAAAAAUCAAAUAUAGAAUCCUAUACAAAAGAACUUCCAACUUCACCAAAAGAGAGUUCUAAAAAAGGACCAUCAGCUCAUCAAUACCCUAAAAAAGAGUCACCUGGUAAGGAGAGCCCAAGGAAUAAGAAGGAGUCCCCCUUCAAAGAACCCUCUCCACAAGGCAAAAAGUUUCCUAUAAAAGACAUUUCAGAGCCUACAAAUGAGGAUGCAAAACCCAAGAAACCUUUUUCAAUAAUCACACCAGAUGAAUACCAACCAACAGAAGAUAAAUCUUACAUUUUUAAACAGGUACUUAAACAUGACACAAUAGAUGUUAAAUUUCCUGAAGAUAGUCUUGAAACGCAGGCACCAAAUGAAAAACCUUCUGUUCCAGCCAGAGAAGAGCCUCGUAAGGCAAGACAGCCAUCUCCAACAAAGGAAGAACCUGGUAAAGGAAGACAGCCAUCCCCAACAAAAGAAGAACCUGGUAAAGGAAGACAGCCAUCCCCAACAAAAGAAGAACCUGGUAAAGGAAGACAGCCAUCGCCAACAAAAGUAGAGCCUUUUAAAGGUAGAAAACCAUCAGAAGAUGAACCUUUUAAAAGUGAAGAACCUUCACCACUACCUUCAAAAGAAGAGCCUGUUAGAGGAAGAAAACCAUCACCAACUAGAGAAGAACCUGUUAGAGGAAAAGAAACACUUCCAGUGAAAGAAAAACCUAUGACUGUAGCAAAAUCUUCUCCUACCAGAGAUGAACCCAUUAAAGAUAGAAAACCUUCUAUAACCAAGGAAGAAGUUUUUAAAAGCAGAGAACCUUCUCCAGGCAAGGUACAACCUGUAAAAGAAAGAACCCCAUCCCCAACAAAAGAAGAACCUACAAAAGAAGUAAAGCCUUGGCCAUCAAAAAGUUUGCCAUUUGAAAAAGAUGUUAAAGAAUUAACAUCACCAGUAAAAGUAGAAAAACCUGAUGAUGAACCAUUGGAUUAUACUGACAAACCAGAAAAACAGUCAUGGUCUGUUACCAUUGAAGAACAUCAGAGAGAGACUACAUCUUUAAUUAUAGAGCCACAACAAAGGACAUACAGACCAUCUUCUCCUUCAAAAGAACCUGCCAAGAGAAUUUCAUUUCCAUCAAAAGAAGAACCAACAGAAGAAAGUACUUCAUCACCAACUAAGGAAGAACCAGAAAGAAAAGUUAAAUUCCCAACUAGAGAACUAGAGAAAAGAACACCAUUUUCUGUUAAAGAAGAGACAGUUAAAGGAAGAACUCCAUCAUUAACUAAAGAGGAACCUAAAAGAAAAGUUUCAUCUCCUACCAAAGAACCAGAAAGAAUGACUCCCUCUCCAACUGAAGAAGUGCAACUUAAAGAACCAGAGAGAAAAGUUUCGUCUCCAGUUAGAGAAGUAGAUAGGAAAACGCCAUCUUCUACAAGAGAACCACUAACUAGAAAGAAAUCCCCAUCACCAACUAAAGAAGAACCAGAGGUUAUUGCAUCUUUGGCUAAAGAACCAGAAAAAAUGACACCCUUUUCUAUAAAAGAACAACCUUUGAAAGGAAAGACUCCAUCUUCAACUAAACAAAGACCAGAAGAAAAACUUCCCUUAUUAACAAAAGAAAAACCAGAGGAAAAAGUGUCAUCACCAGUUAAAGAACCUGAGAAAAAAUAUCCCUCUCGAACAAAAGAACCAACAACUAAAGGAAAGACUCCACCACCACCUAAAGACGAAACAGAAAAAGAUUCAUAUCCAGUUAAAGAACCAGAGAGAAGAUAUCCUUCUCCUAGCAAAGAAACACCAUUGAAAGGAAGAACUCCAUCACCAACUAAAGACCAACCUGACAGAAAAUACCCACUUUCUAGUAAAGAUCUAGAUAGAAAAACACCAUCACCUGUAAAAGAGUUACCAUUCAAUGGUAGAUCACCAGCUAAAGAAGAACCAGAAAAAAAGACGAGGUAUUUUGUUAAAGAACCAGAGGUAGAAAGUCCCAAAUCACUUUCUCCUAAAAAAACACAAACAGAACAGAAACCAGAAAUUAGUCAUAUAGUAUACACUAAUGGUACUAAUGGAGUGGAAGAAACAACAGUGACAUCAUUUAUCACUAAGUACAUUGAAACCUUUGAGGUACCUCCAGAUGGAUGGUUUUUAAAAGAAGCUGUUGACCAGAAACUGUUUGAUACAGAAACAGGAUUGUUUACAAUACCAGGAACAGACAGAUUAGUAUCUUUUGAGGAGACUAUUAGAUUGGAGAUAAUCAAUCCAAAAUCUGCCUCAGUAGUAGAACCCUCUACAAAACGGACAGUUUCUUUGUUGAGGUCCCUGGAGAAGGGGAUACUGGACUCCACUGGUCAUUAUGUAGACAGCAAAACUAAGGGCAAAAUCAGUAUGAAAGAAGCCAUUAAGAAAAAACUAAUAAUCUUGGAAGAUAGGAUUGAUGUUGUUGAUGUAACCCAACAAAAAACCACGAAGGUGAUCCAUAUCACACAAAUGGAUGGUCAGCCUGAUCAAGUGACCAUGGUGACAGAAGGUGGAUUUGACAAACCUGUCCCCACUCAGUGGGGAUUGGACAUAUUGUCAGAUGUAAGAGGAUUUCCAAAGGUAAGGACUGAAGAAAAAGUUGUUAGUGUUACUACGACUGAAUACAUAGAAAUAGCUCCAAAUAUAUACUUUGAACCAGGUUCAGUUGUAAUUCUUGAUAAAAUUAAUGGGGAAAAGCUAGAUCUGAUAACAGCAGUUAGGUUAAGUAAAAUUGAUGGUAAGUUAUUUACUGUUCAAGAACCUAUAUCGGGUAAGAACAUUUCAUUGGAUGAGGCUAUUAGGAAAGGGGUCAUAGAUAGACGUACAGGGGACUACAUUGAUGACAAAUUAGGUAAAAAAGUUCCAAUUAAAGAGGCAGUUAAAGAUGGUUUAAUCAAGCUUACAGCUACACCAGUUAGUACUGGAACUAAAGUAAUAAAAACAGUUAAAGGUAGUUCAGAGCCUGGCACCACCACCACUACAGAGCAUGUCUAUUAUAGUGUUACCACCACUACCACCACCACCACAGAAUCAGGGGUUACUCAAGUGAAGGUAGUUGACUCACAGACGGGAGGGGAAGUUCCUUUAAUUGAAGCAAUAAAUAGGGGACUUUUAGAUUCUGAUUCUGUUAAACAGUUCAUUCAGAAGGAUAGUAUAGAAGGUCCAACCAAGAUAUCUGAAGAAACAAUAAAAAUCAAUAAAACAUCAACUUUGUAUGUGCAAGAUCCAACUACUGGUGCAGAAAUACCUCUUGAUGAAGCAGUAGACAAAGGAGUAAUAGAUGCAGACACAGCUAAUGCCUUGAGAGGUAGCUGGAAGAUUCCAGAAAAGAGUAUGCGAACAGCAACAACAUUUACACUUGAGGACCCCAACACUGGAGAGACUAUUCCUUUGGAGACUGCAGUGGAAAAAGGUUUGAUAGAUUCUGAAACUGUUGAAAAAAUCCAUAAAGGAGAAGUCACAGAAAUCAUCAUCACAACAAGAAUCACUGUCAUUGACUCUGCUACAGAUCAGAAAGUACCCUAUGAAGAAGCUGUCAAGAAAGGUCUAAUAAAACCUUCAACAGAAAAAGAAACACCCAUAAAAGUUCUAGGCCAAGAGACUAUCAAACUUUCAAAAUCUCCAAGCAAAAUUCCUCGAGGUUCAUUCACUGAACCCCGGUUUGAGGUCACAAUUGGCAGAGCACAUUCACAAACAUCUACCAGAAGGGAAGGUAUGGUGUUGCAGAAAGUUCGUCGUAGGAUUAUGUCCCCAAGGGAAGCAGCUAAAGAAGGAAUUCUUGACAAUAACACAGCAAAGAUCUUAACAGAAGCAGAAAAUCUGAAAGGUCCAGAUGGAAAACCAGUGAAUCUGACUGAAGCACUCAGACUUAAACUAAUUGAUGGCAAUACAGGGGCAAUUCCUGAUCCUUGCAAAGGUGAAAACUUGACCAUCAGAGAAGCACUUGACAGUGGUCUCUUAGAUUCAGCUAGUGGGAAAUUGAUUAUUCCUGUUGGUCGUAGUCUGACUUUGCCAGAAACAGUUUCUCAAGGUCUUAUGCUUCCCUUAGAGCAAAGAAUCAUCCAUCCUGAAGUUGGUGUUAAGUUGACUCUUGAGGAAGCUCUUCUCUGUGAAAUAAUCAAUCCCCUCUCUCAAGUACUUGAGCCUGUGGUCAAAAAAUAUUUAACUCUAGAAGAAGCUAUAGAAAAGGGUGUCAUUGAUCGAACAACAGCAGAAGUUAGUACUGCUAGUGGUAAAGUCAGUCUUGUGAAUGCUGUUCAGAAACACAGAGUAUUUGAGAAACCAAAGAUGAUUCUUACAGAAUACUUGCCAUUGUUAGGAUUAACAUUCCCUGUUGCUCUUCAACAAAGUUUUAUUGACACCAAGACUAAAGAAUUUAUUCACCCUGUUACUACUAAGCGUAUUCCUCUGAGAGAGGCCAUUGACACUGGAGUUAUUAUGACACUACCAAUUUUGCCAAUUUUAGAUAGUGUAGAGGUGCUGGAGGCCUUGGACAAACACUUGAUUAACCCCAAAAAAUGUACAAUGAAACAUCCUAAAACAGGGGAUGAACUACCAAUAAAACAAGCUGUUGACACUGGACUGUUGCAGAUGAAGCCAAUUCCUCCACAUUCAGUAUUUGUAGAAACACAUAUCCCUACACAGGUUACCACCUCACAGUCAUCUUCAGUCUUGCACACAGUUGUGGAGUCCCAAACAAUUGAGUUACAACCUGGAUACAUUAUGACAAGUCCAGAUCAUGUACAAGAUACUCUAUCAGGAGAAAUAAUUUCCAUCAAUGAAGCCAAGACUCGUGGAAUUGUUAAGAUUGAUACUCGAACAGUGAAAACCACAGAACCAUUGACAAUUUCUCAGGCUGUAGAACGUGGACUCGUCAAUCUAACUGAGCGAAUAUUUACUGAGCCAGUUACAGGAAAAGAAAUUCCCAUCUCUCAAGCUAUUUCUGAAGGUUAUUUACAAGCAGUAGAAGAAACACAAAUAACAGAAAUUACUAAGUACACCAUCUCACAAGUAUUUAAAUUCUUAUAUGAAGAAAAAACGCAAAAGUUUAGGCAUCCUCGUACACAGAAACUGGUGACUCUUGAAGAGCUAAUAAGACAGGGAUUUGUAAACUUGGAUGCUGUAAUAUAUGAUACAAAUACUGGACAGCUCAUGACCACUGCAGAGGCAAUUAAUGAAGGCAAAAUAGAUAUCAAGACUGGGAAGAUUCUAAAUCCAAGAUCUGGAAGUAGAAUAACUGUAAUAGAAGCAAUACAAAUUGGAAUUAUAGCUGUUAUUGAUACACCAGUUAUUGCAGGUAUGACUGUUGUAGAAGCAGCAAAAAGUUUAAUCUCAAAGGAAAAGCCUAAACCUGAGCCUUUUAGCACACAAAAGAAAUCUCCAUCACCACCACCCAAACCACGUGCACCAAUUCCUAGUAGAGAAAGAAAGCCUUCUGUUCCCAAGGAAGAGAAACCAACAAAGAAACCAGCAUCUCCAACCAAAGAAAGAAAAAGCGAUCUACUAACAGACAGAAAACCAGUAUCACAACAUGAAGGUGAUUUUCCCUCACCAACAAAAGACAAAAGUUCUCUUCAUGAUGAUACAGAAUUUGUUAAAUCAGAAAUUACUGUCACAGAAUCAUACACAGAAUUCAAGAGAGACUUUGAAACUCCAUUGUUCAUAGGACGUCAUGUGCCCUUGUCGAAAGCUGUUGAUAGUGGGUUAAUAAACCCUGACACUACUUACAUUAUAAUCCUUAGUACUGGUCAAAAACCAAAAGUUCGAGAUGCGUUGAAAGACUCUGUUGUUCCAGAAGAUGCUAUUGUUGAAAUCCUUAGCAAAACUGAUGUUAUGUUAGUAGAAGAAAGACCUGAAAUGCCCACAUCUUUUUCAGUCACUUUUGCUAUUCAACAAGGGUUCUAUGAUCCAGAUUCAGAGAGUUUUAUCAACCCUCAAACUAGUCAGCCCACCUCAUUUACAGAUCUCUUGGCUAUGGGAGUAAUAGAGCCUUACAGAAUCAAGGUUAAAGAUCUUAGGUUAGGGCACUUUGUUCCUCUUCCAGAAGCCAUAAGGAAAGUGUUGAUUGACAAGAACACUGGUCAGAUGGUAAACCCUAAGACUGGUCAAAGGGUUUCAUUCUUUGAAGCUGUAAAGAUGGAAUGGAUUAUCUAUACAGAAGUAGAUAAACACACUAGAACAGUGACAUCAAUGACUCUACAGCAGGCCAUCGAAGAUGGACUUUUUGACACUGAUAAAGUAACUGUUCUAAACCAAAUAUCAGGCAGUCAUGUUCCACUAUCUGAAGCCUUGGAAACAGGUUUGAUAGAACCUAGCUCUGUUUCGAUUUAUAACACCAAGAUAGAAGACUUAGUUUCUGUAAAAGAAGCAGAAGACAGUGGUCUUAUAAAUCUACCUCAAAACACAUAUGUCAACCCUAUAACAUGUCAGGAAAUCACUCUAGAAACUGCAUACAAGAGAGGCUUGAUUGUCAUCACUAGGCGCCCUGUAUCACUGGAAGCUGUUAUAAAGAAAGGACUCUAUAACCCAACAACUGGUGUGAUAAAAGAUCCUGUAACUGGCCAUCAAAUGGAUUUGGAUCAAGCUGUUAAGAAAGGCUUGGUGGAUGCAUUUAUAACUGAGGUGAGAGACAUAAAGAAUGAAAACUUUGUCUCUUUGGAUGAAGCACUUGAAACAAAAAUUAUUAUCCCAAGGUCUGGAAAAAUGCGAGACACAGCUAGGAAUACCCUUCUAACAUUGGAUGUAGCAGUGCGAAAAGGUCUGAUAAUUACAAACAGAAUCCAGAUUUCCCUUGUUGAUGCCAUUAACCAGAAGCUGUAUUGUCCAGAGACAGGAAAGUUUUCAGACCCAGCAACUGGUGAAGAUCUGACUUUGGAUGAGGCUAUUAAGAUAGGUUUUAUUGAUGUUGAAUCUGUAAGGGUGAAAGACACUAGAUCUGAUGUCUUAGUUCCUCUGAAGGAAGCUAUUAUAACCAGGAUGGUAGAUGGUCAAGCAGGAACACUUACAUAUCCAAAUUUGUUGACUUUGGAUGUUGCUUUAUUGAAAGGUUUCUUGAUAACCACAAGAUUUCCUUGGGCACUUCAAGAGGCUCUCGAACAUCGUAUGUAUGAUACAGAAACUGGUCUGAUGAUUGAUCCAGAUGGUGAUGAAAAAGUCACAUUAGAAGAGGCAAUCAGACGUAAGUGGAUUGACAAAGAAGCUUUAACAGUGAAAGACCCUCGCUCAAGUGACAUACUUACUCUCACAGAAGCCAUUAGAGUAGGCAUAGUUGAUCCAGUUUCUGGAAUGGUUACUGAUCCAACUGUUGGCUCUGAAAUGCAGUUUUUUGAUGCUUUAGAGAGGGGACUGAUCAUUCCAGCAAAAAGAAGAUUCUCUCUACCUGAGGCUAUAUAUAAAGGAUUUUAUGAUCCCAAGACUGGCAAAUUUGUGAGCCCAGAGUCACAAGAAAAAUUACCAACAGAUAAAGCUAUUAGGGGAGGUUUUAUUGAUCCACAUUCAACCCUUGUUCGAGAUGAGAUAUCUGGUCAUAUUUCAUCUUUCAAUCAAGCUGUGGAUGAAGGAGUUAUUGAUAUCAAGGAAGGUAAAAUUAUGGUGAACAAGAUAGGUAAAAAACUCAACUUCCAAGCAGCUUUUGAUCAGGGACUUUUGAUUGAGAUCAGAAGGCCACUAGCAGUUCGAGAAGCCAUUCAGAAAGGAGUGUAUGAUGAAACGACUGGCUGGUUCUUAGAUCCCUCUGUAGGACAGUGGAUUACUUUGCGAGAAGCCAUCAGUAAUCAUCUGCUUGAUCCUGAUUCUGUCCAUGUGAAGGAUACUCGUACUGGAUUCCUAAAGAAACUUACCCUUGUUGAUGCAAUGGAGGCUAGUUUGGUUAAUGGAGAGAGUGGACGAGUAGUGCAACCAGAUGGAAAAGAAGUGUCUUUCAUCACAGCUUUUGAAACAGGCCUGAUUAUGGAAAGCAAAAUGUCCAUCUCUGUACAGAAAGCAAUCCAUCAAGGACUUUAUAGUGAAGAAACUGGUAAGUUCACUGAUCCAAACACAGGCAGAAAGAUUACACUCCACGAAGCUGUCAGGCGAUUUGUGAUUAAUGCCUACCUACCUUGUUAUUGGGAAAAAUCCUCUUGUAAGCUUUUAACGCUAAUAGAAACUAUCCGUGCAGGUAUCAUAGAUCGCAGAGCUGGGAUAUUUAGAGAACCAAGCACAUCAGUUGAAAUGCCCUUAAAUGUAGCACUAGAAAAGGGCUUCAUUGUUGACAUAGAAAAACCAUUUGGAUUGUUUGAAGCCAUUACAAUGGGUCUAUAUGUAGCUCCAACUGGGAAGAUAAUUCAUCCAACCAAUGGUAGAAGGUUAAGUCUUGAGGAUGCAGUGAAAGAAGAAGUUAUUGACAGUCAGUCAUCCAUUAUAAAAAAUAAAAAGACAGGAAAAUACAUGAAGUUACCAGAGGCUAUUAAAACUAAGCUAAUAGAUCCACAUCAAGGUCGCUACAUUGUACCUGGAACCAAAGGAGAGCUAGAUUUUUAUAGUGCAAUUGAAGAGUGCUUAAUUGUUAGUGCAAAGAAGCCAUUAACUCUAAAAGAAGCUUUAAAUAUGAAGCUUUUUAAUUCUGAUACUGGCAAGUUUACAGACCCAACGAUUGGUGAUCAAUUAAAUCUUUCUCAAGCAAUUGAACAUGGUCUAAUUGAUGGUAAUACUACAUCUGUUCAAGAUCCAAAAUCUGGCCAACUGAUGUCUAUUAGGGUAGCAAUGGAACAAAACUUUAUAAAUGUGAGAACAGGUACUAUUAAAGACCCACAGACAGGCAAGUUAGUUUCCAUUAUGAUUGCAUUUGAACGAGGAAUUAUUGUCACCACAGAACGGCCAAUUACAUUCCAGCAGGCCAUGAGACGAGGGUCAAUAGACUUUACAAAAGGUACUUUUAAAGAUCCCAGAACCAUGACUGAGUGUACUCUGGAAGAAGCAAUAAAGAAUGAAUUAAUUGAUCCUGAGUCAGCUGUGGUCAAAGAUCCAGUAAGUGGACGUUUUAAAACUCUAAGACAGGCCAUUAGAGAUGGGUUGAUUGAUAUCAAGAAGAAAGCCAUGUUUGACCCCAUGACAGGAAAAGCUAAAACAUUGACCAUUAUUUUUGACCAAGGCACAAUAAUAUUUUUGAGAGAACCAAAAACAUUUGACCAAGCAAUAGAUAAUAAUUUACUACAUUUGACUUCUGGUCAGUUCAAGGAUCCAGAGUCCAAGGAAAGUAUGCCGCUUCAAAGUGCUUUAAAACAAGGACUUUUAGAUCCAGACUCAGCAGUUAUCAAGGAUACUAAGAAAAAGAGACUUUUGAAAGUUUUACCUGCCUUUGAAGAAGGAAUUUUGGAUCCUGACAAGAGUACUGUCUUAAACACUUGUAACAAUCAGAUCUUGACAAUUGGUGGAGCUCUUGAAGCAAACUUGAUUAUCACUCCAAGAAGACCUUUAUCUUUGUUGGAAGCUUUGGAAUAUGGAGCUUAUGAUUCAGCUAGUGGUUCUUUCAGAGAUCCAUUUACUCACCAUCUCUUAACCAUGAUUCAAGCUAUUGAGGCUGGAUUAAUUGAUCCCACUGACACUGUAAUAAGAGACCCUAAAACUGGCCGAAUCUUGACCAUCCAGCAAGCUGUUGAUGAAAAUCUGCUCAAUGCCCAAGAAGGUGUCCUUUUCAAUCCACAGAACCAGAAGUACAUCAGUCUUAUGGAGGCAUGGACAGGUGGAUUAUUCAUCACUGCAGAAACUCGGACUGCUGUUGAGGAGAAGUAUAAGUUAUCAGGAGACAACAUCUUGAAGUUAUUAAGGUGGAUUGAAGAAGUUGAAGGACGACUGGCUGACCUGGACCAGGUGCAUGAGAACAUUACAGAAUUACAGAAGCAAAUUGCUAGAGCUAGGGACAUUAAAGAUGACCUUGAUGAUCAUCAGAGACCUGUAGCAACAUGUUUGGACAAGGUUCGUCAGAUUGUUCAACAAGGAGCUGACGUUUUAAGCAAAGAAGAAAUUGAACAGCUACAGAAAGAUUCUAAUGAGCUAAAGAAGCGUUAUGAUAAGGUCUGUGAAGAGAGUGAGAAGCUACUACGCCGACUCUCUUCUUCACAAGAGGAGCUGGAGAAAUUUAAUGUGGAACUCCAAACAUUCAAAAAAUGGUUGAUUGAAGCUGAACAUAAGCUGAAUGAACAAGAGAAGAACUUAGGCGAUGUGAAGAACUUGAAAGAAAACAGUGAAACAUUCAAAGUUUUCAUGAAUGAUGUGAUUGCUCAUCAAGCUGAUCUUCGUUUCAUCACCAUGAUUGCCCAGAAAUUUAUUGAUGAAUCAAAGGAUUACUUAAAGAUUCUGAACAACUUUAGAACCAAUCUUCCUCGUCGACGAGCACAUGUUGAGCCAAAGGAGAGUGAAGUAAAGACUGAAGUUAGUGGGGUCAGCACAACAUACCACAACCUCCUCAACAGAGUAAACCGACUCAGUGAAAAGUUUUCAGGGGUGAUUGAAAAGCAGCGUUACUAUGUAGAAUGCUUGGAGAAGGCUACUGUGUGGCUCCAGGAUGUGCAAAAGUCUUCCAGUAAACUGUUGGGUGAACCCAUUGCAGCAGAGCCACGAGCAAUCCAGGACCAGUUGAAUAGAAUAAAAACAAUCAGCCUGGAUAUUGUUGGUCAAAGUCGACUUAUUGAGAAUACAAAACAGUCUGGAAAGUUUUUUAUAGAAUUCCUAGAGGGAACAGAAGUCAGCAUUAUUGAAAUACAGGUCAUUGAAGAGACUCUUCAAACACUGGAAGAUGACUAUUAUACUCUAAGUAAUGAAAUAAGUGAAAAAUGCAAUGAGCUUCAGACAGCCUUGGUCCAAUCCCAGGAUAUCCAGGAUGGCCUGGACCGUCUUCUUAAGUGGCUAGAUGAAACUGAGAAUACUUUCCGUACUCAGAACAAAGCCAUCAGCCUAAUCCGAGAGAGACUGGAUGAACAGAUUAGAGAACACAAGGUUCUUCAGACUGACAUAGAUAGCCAGAAGCCAAGCAUCAGUGCUGUUACAGACUUGGCCAAAGAUCUCACUGACAGUUCCAACCAGAGGCUCGCUAAGAAGGUUGAGAGUAAAGUGAAAGACAUAAAUACUCGUUUUGACAAGCUCUGUGAGAAGUCUCGAAAGCGAGGAGAGUUGUUGGAUGAGGUUGUAGCCAUGGUAAAAACAUUUGAGGUGAUGAUUGUUCGCUUUGAAGAAUGGAUCCAAGUGAUCACAGAGACUGUUGAGAGCAGAGAAAUAAUCCAGCUUAGUACUGAGGAGUAUUUUUAUCGAAUUGAAGAAGUCAUGAACCAGAGAACUGCCAAGAAAGAGGAUUUUGAUGAGAUAGUAAAAACUGGUAAAAACCUAGUCUCUAAAAGAGAUGUGACAGAUACUACACCAACAAAAGAUAAGGUGAAGUCUUUGGAACAACAAUGGAAGGAUCUUGGGGACCAUCUGACUGAAAAACAGAGAGCAGGCAAGACUCGUGCCCAACAACAAUCUGCUUAUGAAACUUUGAGGGCCAAGGUAUUGGAGUGGUUGGGAAAUAUAGAAAAUCGUGUGGAGGAGUUGGAUGUUGUAGCAAUAGACCAGGAUGUUCUUCAGAAACAAGCUGCAGAAACCAAGCAUCUCAUUAAGGAACACACAGACUAUGCACCAACUGUUGAUAAGGUCAAUGACCUAGGUAAUUCGUAUGAUGCCAUACUCCAUGGUGAGCGAGGAGACAGUCCCCGUCGGCGAGCAGGUAGCCCCACAAAGAAGGUUGCCUCAUCUCCAUCUGUUGCUCCUUCCAGUCCGACAAAGAAAUCACCACCUAGUGAGUACACAGAAACCCGACGUUCUCCUGAUGUUCAGUCUCCAACGCAGGCUAAGUUCAUCCAGAGUCCUUUGUCUACUGUAUCAAGUGGAUUCAGCAGUCAGCGUAGCUCAGCUGAUAACCUGAGAGGAGUAGAAGAUCUGUCUCCUGUUCAGCAACAAUUGUCAGAAAUAAACAACCGAUAUAGCUUGUUGGGAGUGAAGCUGUCUGACCGUCACCAAGAGAUUGAAACUUUGACAGAAGAAGUGAAGCGGCAUUUAGAAACAAUAAGGAUUCUCCUAACUUUUGUUAAAGCAAAGGAGAAGCAGUUACCUCAAGAGGCUCUUCCUGAAAACAAAGAGCAAGCUGGAAAACAACUACUGCUGCUAAAGACAAUCCAGGAAGAAGUUCAGGAAAAGCAACCAGACAUGGACAGAGUGAAAACACAGGCUCAGGAUCUUCUCAGGAAAAAACCAAAUGUACUUGGAUCAGACAAUCUUAGAAACCAAAUCAAUGAACUAGUUUCCUGCUGGACAGAACUAAUACAAGUCACCAAACAACAACUAGACUUGCUUCAGGGAUUUAAAGAUUUCCAGGAUACUCAUGACAUAGUGACUAAUUGGCUGACUCAGAAAGACAAGAUGUUGCAGGUGCUAGGGCCAAUUGCUUCUGAACCACGUAUGGUUACCUCUCAGAUGCAACAGGUUCAGGUUAUGAGAGAAGAAUUCAGGUCUCAACAGCCUCUCCUGGAUCGUUUGGAUAGCUCAGGCCAAGCAAUUAUUGAUAGCCUUGGUCCAGCCUCUCCAGCCAGUACUAAAGUUCAGGACCAAAUGGACACCAUCCACCGGACUUGGGAUGAUUUACUUAGACAGCUUGCUGAUCGUGAGAAGAGUUUAGAUGCUGCAUGUGGUGUCACUAAAGAAUUUCAUGAUACUCUGAACAGAUUGCAGGUCUGUCUGCAAGAGAUUGGUGACAACUUUGAUCAGCUAUCUGAAAGUUCUUUUGACAUUGUACAGCAGCUGAACACACUGAAUGACUUGGAGGGACAGCUAGAAAGUCAACGACCUCAUCUUGCAGGAGCUGAAAGUGUAUGUGAAGAGUUGUGUGAAAUUCUGAGUGAUUCAACCUCCAAGACAGAGAUAAAAACCAAGCUUAUCACAUUUCAGAAACAGUUUAUCAAUCUCACCAAGAAGAUAGACAACAGAAAGGCUGAGCUUGAGUCAUCUCAGAAAGAAGAUCAGGAGUUCUAUCUCUCCUGUGAAAACAUCAAGAUCUGGUUGGAUAAGAUGCAGGACUGUUUGUCCAAAACCUUGAACAUUUCUGCUGACCAUGACACCUUGACCGAACAAGUGAAAGAUUUUCAGCCAUUAUACAGAGAUGUUUUAGAUAAAGAACAUGAAGUCCACAUUUUGCUAAGUAAGGGAAGUGAUGUGGUUAACAAAAUAACCAAUAAAACAGAAGCUCUUCAGCUAAAGAACAAACUGGAUACCAUCAAAAUACAGUGGGAUUCAAUCCGUAAAGAUGCUCAUGAUAGGCAAAACCGGUUACAGAGAUGUGCUGAUACCAGCCGCCGGUUUCACUCAGCACUUGCUGAGUUUAUACCUUGGUUAGAAGAGUGUGAAAAGAAACUGGACUCACUUAAACCAAUUUGUUUCCAGAGAACAGAACUUGAUAAGCAAGUCAAAGAUAUUCAGACAUUUAAGAAUGAAUUGUCACGUCACAGCCAAGAAUUUGACAACAUUUGUAGCUUUGGUGAGGUCUUACUAGAUCAAACAGAUGUGGACCAACAAGAUGUGCAGCAGAAGUUAAAUGAACUGAAAGAACGCUGGGAUAGAUUGAAUCAAGGUGUAUUGGAACGAGCUCAAGCUAUGGAUAAUGUUUCUCGAUUGUUGAUCACAUAUCAUGACACUACCCGAGAUGUACAACAUACUUUACAACGACUUGAAGAUAAGAUGACAUCAUUUGAUGGUCUCAGUGAUGUUGUAUUGUUAGACAGGUUAAAGGUACUCCUAGAAGAAGCAAAUGACCUUUACCAUCAGUUAGAUCAAGUUCGAGAUUCUGCUGAUCAGUUGUUAUCUAAUGCUGGUCCAGACUCUGACAUUGAUCACAUAUCUGAGGAAGUUACCACAUUGGAGAAUCGUCACAAGCAUCUGAUUAAGACUCUCGAAAAUCGAUGUGCUCAACUGGAGUUUGCUACAAAUGUUCUUUUAGAUUUUACGAAUAAAGAGAAGAAGGUUCAGCAGGACCUGAGGUCUUUAGAAGAAGAAUUAGAUAACAUGGCUCCUGUUGCUCGAGUCAUCACAGUUGUGCAGACUCAAAUUGUGGAAAUUAAGGACUAUAUGGGUCUCUUGGAAAAGGUGAAUGAUGAUAUUGAAGAUGUAUGCCAGCAGGGAGAAAACGUAAUUCGCCAGGGCUAUGCUACAGACGUAACAGCUUGUAGAGAAAAACUUCACAACCUGCGUCAACAGUUUUCUCGUAUAGAAGAACGAGCCAAGGUACGUUACACCAUCUUGGAGAGCAGUCUUGCUCAGUUAGAACGUUUCUAUGAAGACUACGGUGAUACAAUGACUGAACUAGAUAAAGCUAUCAAAGAAGAAAAGAAUUUCAAAAUCAUAAGUGGGGAAGUUGAAACGAUAAGAUCGUUGCAGGAAGAAUUUAAGAUUUUCCGUAGAACCCAUAUUGAGCCCUUGAGUAAGCAGAUAACAGAUGUGAACAAGCUGGGUCAAGGUCUAGUUCAGUCAGCUAUGCCAGGCGUUGACACUACUAAGCUGGAGCAAGAUAUGGAGACUCUAAAUGAGAAGUGGAACAGUUUGAAAGAGAGGUUGAAUGAUCGUGAGAGACUACUGGACUUGACAUUGCUUCAAUCCGGGAAGUUUCAAGAAGCUCUUGAAGGAGUCCAGAAGUGGCUACAAGAUACAGAAGAAAUGAUAUCCAAUCAGAAAGCUCCUUCAGCAGAUUACAAAGUUGUGAAAGCUCAGUUACAAGAACAAAAGUUCUUGAGGAAGUUGCUUCUUGAUCGACAAAACAGCAUGACUUCACUUAGUGACAUGGGAACUGAAAUCAUGCAGAACCUGGAGCCCACUGAAAGAAAGCAGAUCACAGUCCAGCUUAAUUAUUUGACAGAGAGGUUUAACAUUCUUAUCACUGAAGCCAGAGAACGCAUGGAAGUUCUUGAAAAGACUAUCCCAGUUGCCCAAGACUUCCAGGACAAAAUAGGCCCACUGUUGGUGUGGCUAGAACGAGUAGAAAAAAGACUUGUUAUUAUGACAACAAUCCCAAUUGACCAAGACAAAAUCCAUGAACGGAUAACAGAGCACAAGGAACUCCAUGAAGAUAUCAUCAACCAUAAAAUCUUGUUUGAUGAGCUAAAUGAUGUUGGUGAAACCCUUGUAACUCUUGUUAGUGAAGAAGAAGCAUAUACAAUCCGUGAAAAGUUCCAGGAUACUAAUUAUCGGUAUGUCAAGGUGAAGGAAGAUAGUGAAAACAUCGGAAGAAUGCUGGUCCAGGCUCUGGAAGGUAUGGGAACCUUUUUGAUUAACUGUGAAAAGCUGUUGAGCUGGUUACAAGAGGUGGAUAACAAGCUUUCUCGCUACCAGAUUCUUUCUGUGUACGUGGACAAGCUUCAGGAACAGAUAGAUGAACUAACGGUGCUCCGUUCAGAGAUAGAAAGUCAUCAUUGGGAAGUGGAAAGCCUAAUAACCUCUGCACAGGAAAUUAUGAAACAUGCUUCAGGAGAUGAUGCUGUUCAAGUGAAAGAUAAAGCAGAUGCCAUACAGAGCAAGUUUAAUGAAGUAUCCCAGAGGUGCAAUGAAAGACAAAAGCAGGCACUAGAAGUCUUGCCACUCACCCAGAACUUUCACAGUUCUCAUGAACAGCUAGUUUUCUGGAUGGAUGAAACUGAAAGAAUCUUGAAAACUUUGGAGUCCCUUAGUCUCAUCACACAGGAGACCACAAUAGCACAAUUGGAGAAGGAAAUUCAUGAGUACCGACCUCUGGUAGAAUCGGUUAGUUCGCUGGGACCACGUUUGUGUCAGAUCUCACCUGGAGAAGGCUCACAUUUGCUAGAGACCCUUGUCACACGUGACAACCGUCGCUAUGAUGCCAUAUGUGAACAAGUCCAGCGUAAAGCUGAGAGAAUACAGUUAUCUAAACAAAAGAAUUCAGAGGUUAUGGCAGACAUAGAUGAGCUUUUGGAAUGGUUCCAGGGCACUCAGCAACAAGUUCAGGAUGCAGAGCCUCUGUAUCCAGACCCUGAUACUCUAACAGGCUUAGUCAAAGAACAGAAGGUUGUGAAUGAAGAUGUAAGUGGUCAGAAAAGCCGUGUUCGGGACAUUCUGGCUAAUGCUAAGAAACUGAUGAGAGAGAUGUCAACAGAGGACUUGAGUCUCAUCAGAGAAAAGGCUGAUGAGUUGAAAGACCUCUCAAGUUGUGUAUCCACCAUGUGUAUCGAUCGCAUGAGUGCCUUAGAACAAGCACUACCAUUAGCUCAACACUUUUUUGAGACUCAUGCAGACUUAAUCCAAUGGUUAGAUGAGGCAGAGGCUGAAGCAGAGCUGUUAGAGACACCUACCCUCAAUGUUCCUCAAAUAAAACGUCAGCAGGACAAAACACAGGAACUGCUGCAGUCUUUGAAUGAACAUAAACCUCUGGUGGACAAGUUAAACAAGACAGGUUCAGCUUUACUCAAACUAUGUGGUGAUGAAGAAGGGUCUAAAAUCCAAGAGAUAAUGGACUCUGAUAAUUCUCGCUACAACAGUCUGCGUGGAUUAAUACGUAACAGACAAAAUAAGUUGGAAGAAGCACUACAAGCUACAUCCCAGUUUUCAGAUAAGUUGGAUGGUAUGCUACAAGCAUUAAGUACUACGGUAGACCAGCUGGGCAGUGCUGAACCAAUUUCUGCUCAUCCAGAGCGUAUUGUAGAACAGAUUACAGACAACAAGAAUGUCCUUGAAGACUUGGCUAAACGAUCCACGGCACUUGAAGCUGUCAAACGUGCAGCUGAUGAUGUCAUUACUAAAGCUGGGAAAGACCAACCUGCUGUAGAAGAUAUCCGACAGAAGUUGGACCGACUCAAUGAUUUGUGGGAUAAUAUCCAGAAGUCGACAAAGAACCGUGGACGCUCUUUGGAAGAUGCUCUAACAGUAGCUGAAAAGUUCUGGGAUGAGCUUAAUGCUGUAAUGAAAGCUCUGAAAGAGCUGCAAGAAAACCUAAAUGCCCAGGAUCCUCCAGCCAUUGAACCCAGUGCCAUUCAGGAGCAGCAGGAAGCUCUUCAGGAAAUCAAGCAGGAGAUUGACCAGACUAGACCUGAAGUGGACCAAUGUAGGCAAGUUGGUCAGGAUCUGAUGCAACUUUGUGGUGAGCCAGACAAACCUGAAGUCAAGAAGCAUAUCGAGGAUUUGGACUCAGCCUGGGAGAAUGUCACCACCUUGUAUGCUAAGAGAGAACAGAACUUAGUGGAUGCUAUGGAGAAAGCAAUGAGUUUCCACUUCACCCUCCAGAACUUGCUUGAAUUCUUGGACAAUGCUGAAGAGCAGUUUACCAACCUUGGGCCAGUCGGAUCUGAUAUUGAUGCUGUGAAGUCACAGAUUGGUCAAUUAAAGGAUUUCAAGACUGAAGUUGAUCCGCACAUGAUUGAAAUUGAAGCUCUGAACCGACAAGCCCAAGAGCUGGUAGAACGCACAUCACCAGACCAGGCCCUUGCUAUUCGUGAACCAUUAGCUGAGAUUAAUAGACGCUGGGAUAACUUGCUGAGGGGCAUUGUAGAGCGACAGCAAGAGCUAGAAAAUGCACUCCUUAAGCUCGGUCAGUUCCAGCAUGCUUUGGAUGAACUCCUGUCUUGGAUCACUAGAACUGAAAGAACCUUAACUGACUUAAAGCCUGUUGCUGGUGACCCUCAAGUUAUUGAGGUGGAGCUAGCUAAACAUAAGGUCUUAGUCAAUGACAUUCAAGCUCACCAGAGCAGUAUAGACACCAUUAAUCGUGUAGGCCAUCAGUUAGUUGACACAGACCAUGGAAGCGAAGAUGCUAAUGUCACUCAGAAGAAAAUGAAUGAUUUGAACAUCAGAUGGCAACAACUUCAAGAUAAAGCUAUUGAACGACAAAAAGAACUUGAAGCAGCAUUGAAAGAGGCUGUAGCCUUCAAUCAGGAGAUUCAGGACCUUCUACUGUGGCUUAGUGAUGUCGACAGCCAGCUGGCUACUUCAAAACCUGUUGGUGGUUUACCAGAAACUGCUAAAGAACAACUUAACCGCUUUAUGGAGUUGUAUAAUGAACUAGACUCGAAUCGUCACAAAGUGGAAACAGUUUUGCAACAAGGACAGGAUUACUUAAAACGAACAAAUGAAGAUACAACUACAAAUCUUCAACAUAAUCUUAAAAUGCUGAAACAACGUUGGGACAGUGUCCUUAACAAAGCAAAUGACAGAAAGAUUAAGUUGGAAAUAGCUUUACGAGAAGCCACGCAGUUCCAUGAGGCACUGCAGGAGUUUGUGGAUUGGCUUACAAAUGCUGAGAAGUACCUUACAAGCAUGAAACCUGUUAGUCGAGUGAUGGAAACUGUUAUGGAACAAAUUAAGGACCACAAGAGUUUCCAAAAAGACCUGGGUUCACACAGGGAAGUGAUGUUAAACUUGGACAAGAAAGGUACACACUUGAAAUACUUCAGUCAGAAACAGGAUGUCAUCUUAAUUAAGAACCUACUUAUCAGUGUCCAGCAUCGCUGGGAGAGAGUGGUCUCUAAGGCUGCUGAGAGAACUAGAAUGUUAGACCAUGGAUACAAAGAAGCAAAAGAAUUCUAUGAUGCAUGGAGUGAGCUGAUCUCCUGGUUAGAUGAGGCUAAAGCCACUCUCGACAGUCUUACUCACAUCGGAAAAGAUCCGGAUAAGAUAAAGCAACUUUUAAACAAACACAAAGAGUUCCAGAGAGCUCUGGGAGCCAAGCAGUCCAAGUAUGAUACAACAAUGAAAAUAGGUCGUAUCUUAAAAGACCGUUGCCCCAAGAGUGACCUUCCUGGUCUUCAGGAAAUGAUUGAUGAAUUAAAGAACAAAUGGAAUGCAGUAUGCAACAAGUCUGUUAACAGACAAAGAGAAUUGGAAGAAGCUCUCCUGUAUUCUGGUCAAUUCAAAGAUGCUGUUGUGGCAUUGUUUGACUGGUUGGACCGAGCUAAAGGAAUCCUAGCUAUUGAGCAACCUAUUCAAGGUGAUCUGGACACAGUUACCUCACUUGUUGACCAACACAAGACCUUCCAAAAUGAGCUGCAGAACCGAGCUAACAACUUGGAAUCUGUCCGUCGAACAGCUGGUGGACUUCUGCAGACUGCAACUCCUGAAGAGAUGCAACAUAUUCAUAGCCAAGUGAACCAGCUUGAUGAGAAGUGGGAAGAACUCAUCAGACUGAGUAAUGAGAAACAACAAAGAUUGGAUGAAGCCCUUCAAAAGGCUGAGCUACUUCACAAGUCAGUUCACAUUCUCUUGGAGUGGUUAUCAGAUGCAGAGAUAAAACUGCGGUUCACAGGACCAUUACCAGAUGACGAGGAGACCAUUCGGCAACAGAUCAUUGAACAUCAGCAUUUUUUGGACCAACUGAAAGAACAAGAAGAUAACAAAGACAAGACGUUAGUGCUAGCUCAAGAGAUUCUACAGCACUGUCAUCCUGAUGGCAUCACCAUUAUUCGACACUGGAUCACCAUCAUCCAAUCCCGUUGGGAGGAAAUCUAUGUCUGGGCAAGACAGCGGGAUCAGAAGCUACAGGACCACCUUCGUUCAUUGAGAGAUAUUACAGACCUUCUAGAAGAACUGAUGAAAUGGUUGCUUGGUGCUGAAGCCACUUUGACAACUUUAGAAGCUGAGCCUUUAUCUGAUGAAGUGCCAGUUUUGGAACAACUGAUUACAGACCACCAGGAUUUCAUGGCAGACAUGACCAAACGUCAGCCAGAAAUCGAUCAGAUCACAAAAGCUUUCUCCAACAAAAGACAACCCUCUAAACAAUCUCACCACCCACCACACCGUGUUAAAGGUGGGAGACAUGAAGAUCGAAGACCAAGCCGUGGGGUGGGAGCUACAGGUCCUAAAACAUCAACACCAUCAAAACCAUAUUCUGACCCUGAAAUCAAGAAUCCCCAUGCAAGGGAUUUGCUAGACAAGUGGAGAAAUGUCUGGCUACUAGCAAUGGAACGCCAACGCAGGUUACAAGACAAACUUAAUUAUCUGAGAGAGCUCGAAAGGAUUAAAAAUUUCAACUUUGAUGAAUGGAGACGAAGAUUCCUAGGCUGGAUGAAUAAUAAGAAGUCCCGUAUCAUGGACCUGUUCAGAAAAAUUGACAAGAACAAUGAUGGAAGAGUUACAAGAGCAGAAUUUAUUAAUGGCAUACUGAAAUCAAAAUUUCCAACAAGUCGUCUUGAAAUGGAGCGAGUUGCUGAAAUCUUCGACAUAAAUGGAGAUGGUUUUAUCGAUAACAAAGAGUAUAUUGACACACUUAGACCAGAUAGAGAGGGACGUCCAAAAACUGAUGCUGAGAAAAUUCAGGAUGAAGUUCAGAGACAGGUAGCCCAAUGCUUGUGUGUUCACAAGUUUAAGGUCUACCAGGUCGGUGAAGGCAAAUAUCGUUUUGGUGAAUCUCAGAAGUUGCGACUGGUUCGUAUCUUGCGCAGUACCGUGAUGGUACGUGUAGGGGGUGGUUGGGUGGCACUUGAUGAAUUUCUUGUGAAGAAUGAUCCCUGCCGAGCCAAGGGACGCACCAAUGUUGAGUUGCGGGAACAAUUUACUCUAGCUGAGGGGGUCAGCCAAUCCAUGUCUCCAUUCCGAGCCAAGCCCAGCUCUAAUGCAUCACAGUCCUCCCAUAGCGGAUCUUCCUUUGGCCGCUCAGGCUCAAUCCCAUCCACAGGGCCCAUCACGAAGGUUCGUGAGAAAAGUGAACGAAGCACACCUCUUCAAAAGCGUCGAACUUCAGGUACUGCAGACACAAGUAGUGAAAGUGGUCCUAGUUUCAGUGAGACUGAUAGCUUUGGUGCCAGGUCUGGACGGCCAUGGCUGACUCCUACAGCUCAUCGGGGUACUCCAUCAGGUACCAAAACAUCAAGUCGCCCUACUAGCAGAAAUGGAAGUCGUCCCUCUAGCAGACCAUCAAGCAAGCCACCAAGCAGAGCUGGCAGUGACUUGUCUACUGAUAGUGUGGAAGCUUAUCGAAGUGCCCGCAGAACACCAGUGGGUAGUACUAAAAUCCCAGCAAGCACUGGCAGACAGAGAACACCUAGUGGCUCAUCUCAAACAUCAGCCACAAAGAGUGCUAGCUCUACACCAGGAACACGGAUUCCCACAGCACGGAAAACAUCUUCGUCUUCAACUGGUAGGGCUGAUGGGAUCAAAGGCAAAGAGAGAUGGAAAUAACUGGAUAACCAAUAUUCAGACGUAACCUGAACUGUGAUCUUGAAGUAGUUAUUUACCAUUCUUUGAAGUAUCGUUGCUCAAAUUACAACCCAAAUUUUGUGCGAUGAAGAGUACGUCUGUUAUCAGCAUUUAAUUUCCAGCUUAUUUUUUUUAGUGUUUAGCACACAAUGAUGAACUACUUCAACCUUAAUACUGGCUAGGACUAAUCUAAACAAGAAAGAUGGCAUAGAAAAAAAAAAGAAAACUAGUUUUAUUUUAAUCAUUGAAGCUUGAGUAUUUAAUAAAGUUGUAGUUUUAAGGAACUUUUGAAAAAAAGAGCUUAAUGAAAUGCUUUUUGAGCACUGUUAAAGUUAGGGAAAAAAAAUUCUGUAAUGCUCUCCUAACAUUCCGCUAAAAACUUAUGGCAUCGGAAUAAGAGGGCAAGGAAAUAGUUCCCCAAACUUGAUAUGGAGAAUCUCAACUGAGCUUUGCUAAGGGUCACAGCAAAAAAGUGAAGAACAUAUAUUCUGGGUAUUGUAAGGGCUUGGAUGAUCUCUAGAGUUGUAAUUACUUUCCUAACAAGUUGUUUAUGUGCUCACUGGGGCCUAUCUUAUAUCACUGUGAAGAUCAUGUUUUGUUCAAAGUGCCAAUCUUUUAAGUGGGUUUUGUUGUGUUAAAAGUUGCCAAAAGUCAUUAUUUGUGUUGCUCUGUAGUAGGUUCAUGUUUGUGGCAGCUCUUCUGUUUAUUUAACCAAUUGCUUUUCCCAGAAAUGAUAUGCUUAUUGAACAGUUAUUUUAAAUUAUCGGGAUGUAUACAUUCCUUUAGAAGUGUCUUUACAACACACACAUGACAAUUCUUGUAAGCCAAGGUUAGGUGAUGGGACUUAACUUGGGAUUAAUAACCUUGGUCUCAAAUUAUGAGUAUUGUUUAAUAAAACCCUGUCGUUCAAUGUAAUUGUUGCUUUUAUGUAAUUCAAUAAACAGAAAUAAUAUUAGCCUUA